This is a messenger RNA of Polychytrium aggregatum, 956 nucleotides long. RefSeq lists its product as uncharacterized. The transcript has 4 exons. Gene Ontology annotation, biological process: lipid homeostasis. Gene Ontology annotation, cellular component: membrane; endoplasmic reticulum. The record is from RefSeq and is a predicted model, not a curated record. NCBI's taxonomy places the organism in Eukaryota, Fungi, Chytridiomycota, Chytridiomycetes, Polychytriales. The coding region runs from base 49 to 750 and encodes 233 amino acids.
UGGAAUUCCAUCUGACUUCCGCCUGCCCGCGAGACCCGCCCUGCAGCCAUGGCCAUGGCUCAACUCGCAAACCCGGACUGCUACGGGGCCUUUCUGCUGUCCUGCAUCUUCCUUCCGGUCGUGUUCUUUGUGGUUCGCAGGAUCUUUUCUGCACAGCUCAAGACCGAAGGCCAGGUUGCAUGGAUUCUGUCCUUCGUUUCGGCCGCGGUGAUGACCCUGGGCUCGUCGCGGUUCGUCUUCUUCAGCAGGCUGGCAUAUGAGCAAGAUCUUCUUUCCGACCCGCUCGUCAACGACAGGCUCGCCAUUUGGGUCACCUCCUUUUUUGCCGCCUAUCUGGUAUCGGAUCUGAUCCUGGGCACGGUGUACUAUCCCUCCAAAAUCGACAUGGUAACCGGGUGGAUCCACCACUUUGCCUACAUUGGCAUCUGCAUCGGCACCAUCCACCACCAAGGCCCCGGGCUGCUCAUGCUGCCAGCCUUCAUGGAACUUCCGACCGUGCUGCUUGCCCUCGGCCAUCUACACAAACCUUUUCGAAACGAUGUGCUCUUUGGCUUGGUGUUCUUUGCCACCCGAAUUCUGUAUCACACCUAUCUCAUCUGGCACGUCAAGGUGCAUCUGCCCGAGGGCUACUACUAUCACGUUCUUGGCGCGGCGGUGCUUCCGGUCCAUGUCUUUUGGUUCUACAAGUUCAUCCUGCAGCAGGCCCGAAGACUGUCCGCAAAGAAGCAAGAUGAGGUCAAAUCGCAGUGAAGGUCCGCACCUGUCCUGUACGAAAGGCGUCGCCACCAGUCUCUUCGUCGUCAACCCCUCCAUCUCUGCUUGGCUCAAGCAUCGCAUUCAUCAAAUCGGGGCUGAGCUGUCGUCGUCCGAGUCGCCAACUGAGCUGCGACCAUCGUACAAUAGAUCAUACUUGACAACACCCAGACAUGACCUGGACAUGACCUGGACAUGAAGCC